Messenger RNA from Plasmodium berghei ANKA, 4023 nucleotides. Its product is annotated as conserved Plasmodium protein, unknown function. The record is from RefSeq and is a predicted model, not a curated record. NCBI's taxonomy places the organism in Eukaryota, Apicomplexa, Aconoidasida, Haemosporida, Plasmodiidae. The transcript has 4 exons. Bases 1 to 4023 code for a protein of 1340 amino acids.
AUGCCAAAAGUGAUAGAGGAACUUAAAUUGUUCUUAACAAAUUUAUCAAAAGGGUCCAAUACAGUUGAUACUAGUGAUUUGCUGAACUCAGGUGUGGCUGACGAAUCUGUUAUUUUGAACAUUAAAGAAAAACUUGGAGAUUGUCCUUGGAAUAUACAAAAAUUAAUAGACCUAGGAAUUGGAAUAAUUGAAAAAAAAGAAAAAAAGGGAAAUUGUGAAGAAAAUUAUGAAAGUGAGUAUGGAAAAGAAAACGAACUUGAACAUGAGCAUUAUAGUAGUGAUGAUCUAAUAUCCGAAGUUGAAAAAAUAAGUAUAUGUGGUAGUGAUAUGGAAUAUCAAAAAAAGUCGACAGCAAAAGAAGAAAUAAAAUAUAUAAAUGAAUCAUCUCGUGAAUAUGGCGAGUCGAUUGAUGAAAAUUUUAAAUUUAUAUCAUAUGAGCAUGCAGAAGAAAUGUUAAAAUUUAUGAUACAAGAAAAUUAUAUAAAUAUACAUCCAAUUGCUAAAGAGUUUAUUUUAUUAAUAACUUUUGUAUUUAAUUGUAUAAGAAAAGAAUGUUGUAAAAGCAGUUCUUUAAAUUUUGAGCAAAAUACGAUGUCUAAUAAGAAGAACAUUAAAAUACAUAAUAAUGACGAACAGGAAAAUAAUGUAAGAAAAAAUAUGAACAAAAAAAAAAAUAUCAUAAAAUUUAUGAACACGUUAGGUAAACAAAAUCAUAUUUUUUUAAAAAAAAAAAAAAAAUCACCAGAAAAAAAUAAAAAUAAAAAUAAAAAUAAAAUAAAUACUGUCAAUAAUAGAAAUUAUGGUAAUGCUCAUUUAAAAGAGGAUGUUAUGUCUAAAAAUAGCAAUUAUAAUGGCAACGAAUCGAGUACAAAUUUCAUGCAAUAUAUUUACAAUGAUUCAAGAAAUAACAAUUAUCAAAGCGAACUUAGUAAAUUAAACACAUUUACCUCAUUUAACUCUGAAGCACAACCCCAAGAAACCGAUAGCGUAAACAAAGGAAUUUUUGAUAUAAAUGUAACAUCACACAUAGACAAUAUCAAUAAAGGAAAUAAUUAUGAGCGUGCUAGCAGUAAUGAUAAUAAUUAUGACAAUAAUAAAUGGAAACAUAAUAAGUGUUUAACUGAUGGCACAUUUUUAAGCCUUCUCGAAUCAGAGGAGUGUGAAUAUAACGUAGAUGAUAUAGAACAUGCUUUUAGCCAAGAAAACAUGAAUAAAGUGUGUGCAAUUUUUUAUAAACACCUGAACAAAGUCAGGAAAAUGAAUAAUGAUGAACUAGCUAAAAAAAAUAUAAAUAUUAUAAUGAUACUUUUUUAUUUAACGAACAGGUAUUUUGGAAUUUAUUUUUUAAAAACAAUUAAUAUGUAUGUUGAGUUAUAUUAUAUUAAUAAACAAUUUAACGAAUAUAAAAACAAAAAUGAAAACAUAAAAAAUAACCUUAGUAAAAAAAUAGACAAAUAUUUAGAACAAUUAAAAAUAAGCGAACAACAUGUAGAAGAAUUCGAAAGUUUUAAAUUAAAUUAUACAGAGUUAAAAAAAGAAAAUGAAAAAUUAAAAAAUGGUAAUAAUAUAAUUCAAAAAUUAAAAAAAAAAAUUAACACUAUAGAUAAUGAAAAAUUGAUGAUAAUAAAAGAAAAUGAAAAAUUAGAAUUUAUCAUUAAAAAAAAAAAUAUGUUAAUCGAAAAUAAUAAAAUAAUAGAAAAGGAGAGAAAAGAUGAAAUAAAUAAAACAAAUAAUAAAAAAACUAAACUUGUCCUAAAAAAACAUUUCCCUUUAUCAUCUAAAAAUAUAUCUAACAUUUCAGUGCCUAUUAUUACAACCAAUAAUUACAACAUUAAUAAUAUAAACAAGCAUAGCGAAUUAGUAAAUAAAAAUGUAGAACAUGGGAAAAUGUAUAACAAAAUAAUAGGAGAGGAAAUAUUAAAAAAGAUUUUUGAUAAAACAAACCAAAAAGAUAUAAUCAAGAAAGAAAAAGGAACACAAACAGUAAGUACCUCCAUUAUAUGUAAAGACGAAUUAUCGAAUUAUCAAAAUUCAAAAUCAACACAAGAACAAUAUGUAUCUACAAGUAAUAAAAAAAAAAAAAACUAUGAUGUGUGCAUAUUAUGUGAGAACAAACAAAAUUAUAAAAUAUUGCAACAAAAUAAUGAACAGUUGGAAAUUCAUAAUUUUGAAAAAACAGAAAAAUCUGGAACAAUUUCAACAAUUUCCUAUGCAGAAAAAAGCGAAAUAUCAUCAAAUAAAUAUGUAGAAACAUUAGAAAUAAGUAAAAAAUUUAUGAAAGUACCAAACUAUAAAAGUAUACUAAAUUAUCAAACGGGAAAUUAUUGUUUCCAUUUUUUAUUAUUUUGUAAGAAAAAUAAAAAUAAAAAUAAAAUUUUAAUUAAAAAAGAUUUUAAAAAAUAUAUAAUUUGUCUAAAUUCAUCAAAUAUGGGAAUACAAGAUAAUAGUUGCUAUAGUAUAAUUGGCAUUAACAGAAAAUUAUUAAUAGAAAAUAUAUUUUAUUUUGUAGCAAACAAUAUUUCAAUUUUUGGUGAAUUUUUAUUUAAUCCGGACUUAAUUCAUGCUUGUUUGAGAUAUUUUUCGAAUAAUUUUGCUGACAAUAAUAAUAGUGGAAACUUUAAUAUUAGACAUAAUUUAAUAGAUGAUGAAAUAAAUAAUUAUGUUCUACCAUUUAUUAAUUACUUUUUAAAUAUAUAUACGUGUGUAUAUAAAAUAAAAUAUAACAUAUAUUGUUCAUACAAAGAAUAUCCUCAUUGUUCUGAUCCAAAUCAUAUAGUUAAUUUAUUCAAUUCAUAUUAUUUUUCUAAUAAAUAUUUUAUCAAACAAGAAAGUAGUAAAUAUGCCUUUUUUUUGGAAACCGAUCUAAGCGAAACUUCAAAUGUAAACAAAAUUACAGAAAAUGUAGAAUGGGAAUAUUAUAACACACUUAGCAUAAUUGUAUUCAAUGCGAUAAAAAAGAAAGGAUGUAUCAUGCUAUCAAAUUAUAUUUUAAAACGUGAAAUAAAAGUGAAAGGUGAUGAAGAAAAUAAUAACAAUAAUAGUAAUAAUAAUAAACCAAAUAAUCUAAAACGUUGCAACAACAAUCUUUUAUUUGAUAUAAAUAAUUUUACAAUCAAUCUUAUUAAGCAUGAGCAGCAUAGCUGGGGGUGUUAUAAGAAUAGGUAUUUGCAAAAAAAAACACAUAUAUACAACGAAAUUGAUAAGAUAUGUAAAAUUUGGAUGAAUGACAACGAAAAUGAAAAUAUAAAUUUGAUUAAUCAAUUUAAUUAUGAACUAAGUUCUAAAGAAAAUGGCAUAUGUUAUCAACCCCCCAAUAAUAAUAUAUUUAUGCCAAAAUUUGCAUUUUUAAAACCAAAAAAAUAUAGUAUAAAAUGCAAAAAUACGAAAAAAUAUACUCAGAACUUAAAGAUGGAUAGAAAAGACAUGUCCAAAAUAGAUAAACAAAGUGAUAAACUUUUUAAAGUAAAUUCAAAUAAAUAUAUUCCAAAUUUACAAUUUUCAAACUUUUAUAUAAAUACAAAUGGACAGACAACAUUUAAAGUUUCAAGCUUCAAUUGCUUAUGCCGUUUUUUUAAUUUUUUUAACAAAAAUAAUAAUAUUUAUUUGAAAAAAAACCAAAAAAUUGCACACAAAAAUGUUAAAAAUAUUAUGAGCGGCAAUAAUAAAAGUGUUAAAAAAAAAAAAAAUUCUGACAAAGGCAUAAAUACUAAUUGCUCGAAUUAUUUAUUACUAAGUAAUUUUCUUCAAUUGGUAUCCUUAUUUGUUUCUUUUGUUUUUAUAUUUUUGCUUGAUAUAUAUAUUCUAAAUAAUUCUAUAUUUUCUUUCUUUACAUAUCUUGUAUUUUUUUUUGCAUUUAUUAUAACUUCACUAUUAAGAAGUAUACUAUAUAUAAUUAGUAUUCCUUUAUAUAGUAAAAUAGAUAUACAAGAUUCUUUGGAUUAUUUUUCAGUUGCUUUUAUACAAAUAGUAAAUUAUGCUCAUGCCUUUUUGUAUCAAAAUGAAGAUCUUAUUGAAUAUAUAUAA